GAAGCCUGGAGGAACAUGGCAACGGCAGCUCAGAUGUCUGAUGCCCAUCGAAGGUUCUUGCAGGUCCUGAUGUCACACGGGAUCAUGGAGGGAGCGGAGGCGAGGAAAUUACACAGGCACUGCUGUGAGAUCAGCAAAGUCUACUAUGCACAAGAUAAACUGGAUGAUUUUGUCAGUACCAUCAACAACCAGCUACAGCCUUUGUUCAUGCAGAUCCGGAAAGGAAUGUCUGAAGUUGAUGGGAAAACUCAUUAUGCCUUGGUGAAUAUGGCAGAAACUGAAAUUACUAAAAUGGCAUCUGACUAUGCAGAAAAUGAACUCGAAUUGUUCAGAAAAACAAUGGAUUUAAUCAUUUUAUCAGAAAAUGGUUUUGCCUCUUCUACGGAUAUUUUAAACUGUGCUGACCAACUGAAGACAAAGAAAAUGAAGAAAAAGGAAGCGGAACAAGUGCUGAAAGUUUUUGUGGAUGAUAAGUGGCUCUCUGAGAGAAAUGGGGAAUAUACUCUGCAUACCCGCUGCAUAAUGGAGAUGGAACAAUACAUUCUCAGCACCUACCCAGAUAUAGCAAAGAAGUGUAAUAUCUGUCACAGCCUUGCCAUCCAGAGCCAAGCAUGCGAAACCUGUGGGACUGGAAUGCAUUUACCUUGCAUUGGAAAGUACUUCAAAACUCAGUCUAACCCACGAUGUCCUCAUUGUAACGAUUUCUGGCCUUAUGAGAUUCCAGAUAGGAGCCAGAUAAAUUCCCAGUCAUCAUCAAAAAGAGUGAGCAGAAAAGAGCAUCAGUCUUCGUAGCUUUAGCUGAAGUUUGUAAAACUUGCUUUUAGUGAUAUUUAUUUUCCCAUUCUCUGGCAGAACAGCCAAACUGCACCGUAUUCAUUAGUAACAGUACUCUAUAAAUGUAUUUAUUUUUUCUAAAGUUUCAAUAAAUUUACAAUAAAACCGUCAUUGAC
Coturnix japonica (Japanese quail) is the source of this 950-nucleotide messenger RNA. RefSeq names its product NSE1 component of SMC5/6 complex (gene NSMCE1). Gene Ontology annotation, molecular function: ubiquitin-protein transferase activity. The record is from RefSeq and is a predicted model, not a curated record. NCBI's taxonomy places the organism in Eukaryota, Metazoa, Chordata, Aves, Galliformes, Phasianidae. Gene Ontology annotation, cellular component: Smc5-Smc6 complex; nucleus. Gene Ontology annotation, biological process: double-strand break repair via homologous recombination.